Molecule: messenger RNA, 1173 nt
Organism: Ostreococcus lucimarinus CCE9901
Lineage: Eukaryota; Viridiplantae; Chlorophyta; Mamiellophyceae; Mamiellales; Bathycoccaceae
Exons: 1
Coding region: 1-1173 (390 amino acids)
Biological process (GO): negative regulation of gene expression; positive regulation of translational termination; protein hydroxylation
Cellular component (GO): cytoplasm; nucleus
Molecular function (GO): sequence-specific DNA binding; histone H4R3 demethylase activity
Source: RefSeq, a predicted model, not a curated record
AUGACGCUUUUCGACGAAGAGAUCGCGCGCCUCGACGUCGAGCGCGCCGAUCUCGCCGCGCGCGCUGCCCGAGAGACCGACGACGGUCGUCGCGCGUACGUCGACGCGAUCGUCGCGCGCGUCGAGCGCGCGCGCGCGACGCUCGCCGCCGCCGCCGCCGCAGAUUCGGGUGUCGAAAAACCGACGACGACGGGACGCGACGUCGCGCGCGUGCACGCGCGCGAUCUCACGCCGCGACGUUUUCGACUCGAAUACGUCGCCACGGAUACCCCGGUCGUGAUCGAGGGGCUCGGGAGCGCGCUGACGGAGGACGGCGCGGACGGCGAGACGUGCGCGUGGUUGACGCGGCGCGCCGGGAAUAAAAAAGUCGCCGUCACGAGGAAGGAUGGUCACCGACGCGCGACGCUGUCGUGCGAGGUGACGGACGUUUUGGAUUUAAAGGACUUUUUCGCGGAAGUCGUGGACGAUCGAGGGGCGGGGAGUUACUUGUACGACACGUCGAUUCCGCUCAAGCUGCCGUCGUUGUCGGAGAGCGUGCGCGUACCGGCGUACGUGGCACACGAUUACAUGCAGCGCACGAUGCGAUUGACGGCAUUUUCACGGUCGUGGCCGAGCUUGUUUGUCGCCGCGAAGAACACGCGAUCGUCCCUGCACGUCGAUCAGUGGCAGGGGCACUUUUUCAUGGCCGUGGUGCGCGGCACGAAGCGAUGGACCGUCUUCUCGCGCGAAUCGCUCGCGUUUUUACGGCCGAGCUGGUCGCGCGGCACGCUCGAUCCCGCGAUGCCACCGUUGGAGGAACAAGAAGAGAUGGGAAUGUUACCGCUCCCGCGUGAAUUCGGCGCGCGCCGAUGGGACGUCGAUCUUGGCCCGGGCGAGGUGCUUUUCGUGCCGGGCGGCUCGCCGCACGCCGUUCGAAACCUCGAUUGCACGGUGGCGUUCGCGGGAAACUUCGUCGACGACGUCAAUCUGGACCGCGUGUUGGAAGAUUUAAAGCUCAUGGCCGCCAAAGAUCCCGCGUUGAUGGAGAGCUACCGAGCGCUCGACGAGGUGGAUUUCGACGACGAAGGCGCCGCGCUCGCGGCGGGCGACGACGACGUCCACGCGGGCGCGUUCGACGCGAACGCGCGCGUCGUGCGAGUCGCCGAUUAUCUCGCGGGGGGGCGACUCGUGUGA